AACAGAAAAGUUCUAGCAGAAGACGUCGUCUGUGGUACAGGGACUUUGUAACCUGUGGUACCAACGAACGUGCGUUGCCAACUGCCGAUUUUAUGUUACAUAUGAAGUUGGCAAUGACGACAACGAAUUAGGUUCUUUUAGUCGAGUGCCUCGUGAAUAUGACGAAAGGUACGUCAAGUUUUGGUAAACGUCGCAAUAAGACUCAUACGCUGUGUCGGCGAUGUGGUCGCUCAUCUUACCAUAUCCAGAAAUCAAAAUGUGCGCAGUGUGGAUACCCCAGUCGUAAAUUAAGACACUAUAAUUGGAGCGUUAAGGCACAGCGCAGGAAGACAACCGGUACUGGUCGAGUACGUUUUCUGAAGAUAGUGAGGCGCCGAUUCAGGAAUGGAUUCCGUGAGGGUGGCAAACCAGCACCACGCAAAGUUGCUGGAUCAUAAACUGGAAUGCAUUUAUAACAUGAAUUUUGUUUGAUGUAUUGGUACAAAACAAGUUGGUAAAAUAAAAAAAAUCUGUACAACGAGA
Molecule: messenger RNA, 522 nt
Organism: Zootermopsis nevadensis
Lineage: Eukaryota; Metazoa; Arthropoda; Insecta; Blattodea; Termopsidae
Gene: RpL37a
Product: ribosomal protein L37a
Biological process (GO): translation
Cellular component (GO): ribosome; cytosolic large ribosomal subunit
Molecular function (GO): RNA binding; structural constituent of ribosome
Source: RefSeq, a predicted model, not a curated record